Molecule: messenger RNA, 3393 nt
Organism: Oryza sativa Japonica Group (Japanese rice)
Lineage: Eukaryota; Viridiplantae; Streptophyta; Magnoliopsida; Poales; Poaceae
Source: RefSeq, a predicted model, not a curated record
AAUCGCCGUAGAUGGGCUCAGAGCCCGCUCCGGAUCUUCGAUUAGUUAGUUGGCUUUCCCUCGCCGCGACUUGGGGGGAAUUAUCGUUUCUUGCUUGGUCACGAGGCGGCGCCCAAGCCGCGGCCCUAACCUAGGGUUUUUGCGAGGAUCCCGCCGUUAGGAGUCCAUCGUGUUCCCUGGUCGCUGCUGGCUGACGAUUCGGGGUAUUUCAGUACACGUGGAGCCUGUCUGUCUAGUUCGAUGGUUCAUGUUGUUGCGAUAGGAGAAAAAUUGGUUGUUCCUUCGCGAAGGGGUUGAUGUGUGUAAUCACAUUUGCAAUGAAUGAAAUCGUUGGCCUGCAAAAAUUCCUCAAUAGUUUAUACACCCCUUUGCCACAGGUGAUGCAAAUUUGCCCCAAUCUUGUUCCUCUUAGCUCAUCUCCGGCCACAAGCAUGUGUAGUGUUCCAUAGGUCUGAUCGCUAUCGCGUGCCACUAGCUUCAGCUGUCUGUUGGUGGAGACUGGAGCUUUGGGUGUGUUUGCUGACAAACUGAGCUGGGGUGCGGUGGUGGCUGGAAGGAGAGGAUAGUGUGUGCCGGCAGCCGGAGGUAGAGGAAAGCGUGUGCCGGCUGCUGGAGGUAGAGGAAAGUGUGUGCGGUGCGCCAGCAGAGGGAGCUAGGUGCUAGAUGAAGAUGGGGAGCAGCGGUUGCCGGCAGUAGAGGAGAGAGAUUAACACAUAACGAAGAUGAGGAAAAAUUUGACAUUUCACAUGGCAUUGUGGCAAAUGAGUUGAUUCCCACUAAAUUAUGUCGGAUUUUUACAUGCCAAUGAACUUUGUGGCAAAUGUGAUCUGCCUCAACUUCAUAGCAAACGAGUAUUUUUCUCUGGGAUGAAUUCAUUUGGCUGAAACGGCUACUCUGGCACUACUUUGUACUGCCUGGAUGAUGGUAGCACAAACUUUUUUCUUUAUUACAUUGGGGGGUUAUGCCUAGGGAAGCUGGUCUUGUGCUCAUUGAUCCAAGUGGUUGUUGGUUUCUUUAAGACCUAUUAAGUUCUUUCUCAGCAAUUCAGCAUUGAAUGCCUUUAUGAUGCUUAAUUCUUUAAUGCUUUCCUCCAAAUGUGAUAUUUCUUGCAGGUGUAGGCAUUUUAAGUGCUAGCGCAACUGUGUCCAUCGUAGUAGUUUUACCUAGUGAAAUAAGCAAAAUAUCCAAGUUGAUGUGGUUCAUGUGGAAAUGGAGUGUAAAUAGAUUUCUUAGUUAAAAGUCAUGCUUGUUUGGCAUGGUUUUGCCACUUGUGUUGACCAUGCUCAGUUGGUUUAUCCAACCAAAGCAUUCUGUUGUACUCUGGUAGUUCCAUACUAUGCAUUGUGGCAAUCUGUUUCAUUUAGGUUAUCUUUUGUUCACAAAAUUUUGGCUAUUUUUCUGCUUUACCAGAGAUUCCUAAGUUUGUUGGUUUAGUUUUUGUACUCUUAGUUAUACCACUUGUUUAUACACCCUAAUUUCUCGGGUUGAUCUACCUUCUGAUUAGAUAUCAUUUUUGUGUCACUGCAAGUACAAGAUGCUAUCGAAUUAGAGUUACUCGGCUAUUUGUAUUAUGGCAUCAAGUCCAAUUUCGAUUGAUUUUGAAUGAUAUCUGCUUCAUAGGUGAAGAAAAUCUGUCCUUGUUCAAAAGUUUUUCAAUUUGGGUGUCCUACCUAUAUAUGAUCCAGUUGUAAAAAGGCUGACUAAGGGCAUGGAUGGAAACAAAGAUGAGGCCUUGAGGUCUGUCAAACUUGCAGAAACUGCACUUGCAUCUGGAGAUAGACAGCGAGCAGAAAAAUUCCUUCGAAUUGCCCAAAGAUUGGACCCCAGCCUUCCGAUUGAUGAUAUGCUGGGCACACCCAAGAAGUAUGAUACCCUGGAUGGUGCUGUACGCCAAUACAGGGCUAGAAGUGGUGAAGUUGGUGAAAGCCAAAAUUUGCGUAAAGAAUCUGUUGGUCCUUCUAAUGUUGAUAAGGGUUACACUGAGGAAAAUGUUAGAGUGGUUCGGAACAUCACAAAGAACAAGGAUUAUUAUGCAAUUCUUGGAGUGGAGAGAAGUUGCUCUGUAGAAGAGAUAAGGAAAGCCUACAGGAAGUUGUCACUGAAAGUUCAUCCUGACAAGAACAAGGCUCCUGGGGCAGAGGAUGCAUUUAAGUUGGUCAGCAAGGCUUUCAAGUGCCUAAGCAAUGAUCAGUCAAGGAGAACUUAUGAUCAAACAGGUGCCAUUGAGGACCAUGAGUUUAAUUAUCAGUAUUCCAAUGUCAUGAGGCAGAGAACUACAAGGCGACAAAGGCAAGCAAGAAGUAGCUUCUAUGGUUAUGAAGAAGACUUAGAUCCAGAUGAGAUAUUCAGGUCGUUCUUUUAUGGGACCCAUGAUAAUAUGUUCCAGUCUCACAAUGCCUACAGAGCAAGAGGAACAGUGAGGCAACAGCAACAACAGAGACGGGAACAUCCGGUUCAGGGUGGGUCAGGCAUAAAUUUAACAAUGUUGGUGCACCUUGCAGGGGUUUUGUUUUUCAUCUUGUUUGCUUUCAUUCCAGCAAGGCAUCCUGAGUAUUCCCUUAAAAGGACAAGCUACUUUUCUAUAUCAAAAGUCACUGAAAAGCAUGGGGUGGAGUACUUUGUCAGCAAACAAGAAUUCGACCAGCAGUUUCCACGAGGAAGUUCUUCUAGAGAUAAUCUUGAGCAGUAUGUUUUUAAAGACUACAAGAGCAUGCUGGGAAGAUUCUGUCAUGUGGAACUCCAAAGGCGCCAAUGGGCCAAGGACUACCCUACACCUCACUGUGACAAACUGCGGAGCCUUUCUGUAGCAUAAAUGGUUUGGCCUCUUCUUUUGUUAGUAGAAGAGUUUCGCUCUUCCUUUGCAGGUAUAUCACGGCACAGGUUUUUUGGGGAAAUGAUGAGCAGCGUGGUUUCUUGGUCUAUGAUUUUAAAUACUUAGGAAGUAGUAGAUACUAUUGCUGCAUUUUAGUUAUGAACACAUGCAUGCAGUCAUGAACCAUCAGGUUAACUCACAGAUCUCUGUUUACUAUUGAUGUCAACCUUGAGCGGCAUGGAGUUCAUAUUGAAACGGGCCGGUUACUUUUGCUGCAGUAAUCAUUUCACACUUGCUUCCAGUUGUAAAACUGGUGCCAACGAAUUUUUGUACAGAUAUGUUCACCUUUCUUUUUUUAUAAAGAAACAGAGGGAUAUGUUUAGCUUGAAAGAUGAUUAGAUCUGUGGUUGCUACUGAAAAAUACCUUAGAGUUGAAAUUCUAAGCGGUGGUUGUAGAUGUCCUCGCUUAACUGUAAAAACCCUUGAAAGGCAAAUUAAAACUAUAAGUGCCUUGUGAAUGUUAUACUUCUUUGCACUUGGCUGUACGCCAUUGAAUAAUUAUCGAUUGUUCAGGUUUUACA